Messenger RNA from Scheffersomyces stipitis CBS 6054, 1683 nucleotides. It is a transcript of the gene SGA1, whose product is annotated as glucan 1,4-alpha-glucosidase. Gene Ontology annotation, biological process: polysaccharide metabolic process. NCBI's taxonomy places the organism in Eukaryota, Fungi, Ascomycota, Pichiomycetes, Serinales, Debaryomycetaceae. The coding region runs from base 1 to 1683 and encodes 560 amino acids. Gene Ontology annotation, cellular component: fungal-type vacuole. Gene Ontology annotation, molecular function: glucan 1,4-alpha-glucosidase activity. The record is from RefSeq and is a predicted model, not a curated record. The transcript has a single exon.
AUGAAGUUGCAAUUACUAUUGUUAUUACAGUUUGUUAGCUUCUGCUACAGUUUGUACAUCCCAAUUGGAGGACAAUCUUUCAAUAGAGGUCUCAUCGAAAUUGAAAAAAGCAUAGGUGAUGCUACCGACGGCUCAUUCCUUCCUGGUUUUAUUCAGCAGUUCUUCAGUUGGUCAGUUUCGGAGAAGGUAGAAGAUAACAUCCGCCUUGUUGAUUUUGAGACAUGGAUUGAGAAGCAGAAGGAAAUUUCAUUCAGAGGUAUCCUUAAUAAUAUCGGGGGUGUCAGUGAUACUCUCGAACAAUCUGAAGUUUCCAAAGGCGCUGUAAUCGCUUCUCCAUCGAGAAUUCAGCCAAAUUACUUUUACCAGUGGGUGAGAGACGCUGCUUUAACCAUUAAGUCACUUGUUUAUCACAUUGAUGAUAACAAUUUUGAAAAUGUCGACGAUAUCCAAUCAGUUAUCGAAGCGUACAUAGAGAACAACUAUUAUUUGCAACGUUUAGAUAACAACUCUGGAAAGUUUGAUGACCCAGAUAAGUCUGGCCUUGGAGAACCAAAGUUCCAUGCAAACAAUACGGCUUUCGUCCAAAACUGGGGUAGACCUCAGAGAGAUGGGCCAGGUUUAAGAGCUAUCACUAUUUUGAGUUAUGUGAGCUUGUUGGACAAGUGGAACAAGAAAGUUUCCAACAAGUUUUUGAAGUCUCCAGAAUUUAUCUAUAACAAAAUCGUGAAGCCUGACUUAACUUACAUUGUCAGAAAUUGGUUCAAAGAGGGAUUUGAUUUAUGGGAAGAAAUAAAUUCGCAUCACUUUUACACGUCUGUCACACAACUAGCUGCAAUCAAGGAUGGUUUAUUAUUGGCCCAGAAGUUUGAAAAAGAUUCCGAUUUUUUGAGACAAUUGCAAAUCACUUAUACAAACUUGAAGCAAUUUAUAGAGAAUGAUUCUGGUUACAAGAACCCUGCUGUACCGUAUAUCGUUGAAACUCCACUGUUACUUAGAGCAGGUAAACGUACUGGCUUGGAUGCUGGAUCACUCUUGGGUUCUCUUCAUUCUCAUAACAUGGAAUUUGGAGACUAUAGUGACAUUCCGUUUGAUGUUAAUGAUACCCAUUUGAUCAACACUUUGAGUGCAAUGGUCGCAGAUAUGAAGUACAGAUAUCCUCUCAAUCAUAACAAGAUUGGGUUUGAAAAGGGCAUUGGAUGUGCCUUGGGAAGAUAUCCUGAAGAUAUUUAUGAUGGAUAUGGUACUUCUGAAGGUAACCCAUGGUUUAUUUCAACUGCUUCUGCUUCUGAACUAAUUUACAAGUUUAUAUACAACUUAGAGCAUAACCACAUGGAUAUUGUGAUUAACAGUCAGAACAAAGAUUUCUUCAAACAGUUUGUUGACUUUGAUAAUAUCCCAUCAAAUGACUUGACAACAGUACCUGCCAAUGAUUAUACUGAUUCAAUUGUGAUUAGAUAUGGAACCCAAACAUUCAGAACACUCUCAAUUAAUUUGGUGACAUAUUCUGAUUCCUUUUUGGAAGUGAUCAAAGAUCACGUUGAUAAUCAGGGCCGCAUGUCGGAGCAAUUCAAUAAGUAUCAUGGUUUCAUGCAAGGUGCAAGGGAUUUGACUUGGAGUUAUAGUGCAGUUUGGAAUGCCUUCAGAUGGAGACAGAAGACUUUAGAUAUUUUAGACCAAUUCUAG